This is a messenger RNA of Python bivittatus (Burmese python), 1306 nucleotides long. It is a transcript of the gene CDCA3, whose product is annotated as cell division cycle associated 3. Lineage: Eukaryota; Metazoa; Chordata; Lepidosauria; Squamata; Pythonidae. The record is from RefSeq and is a predicted model, not a curated record.
GGGAAAAGAGUUUCUGAAGAGCCGCCUGAGCGAUUGGCAGCCACUCGCUCCAAUCAGGGCUGUCGUAGAGGGACUGGUGGGGGAAGGCGGGAGAUUCGAAUCACCACUAGUCGGCCCAAGCGAGCGUGAACUUGGGGCGAGUCCAACAAAGGCGAGAGAGUGGCUUUGCGGGGGAUGUAAGCUUGCAUUGAGUGGGAAGAAGGAGGGCAGGUUGUUGAGACGAAUUUAUGGCUGCUCCCUAGAGGAUUCCUGCGUUCCCUAACAGUUGUCAUGGGGGCUUCUGAGAGUUUCCCAGCUACGCCCACCUGCACACCUUUGCUGAAUAAACACCUGAGACACAUCAGCGACCCAAGAUCACCUACCGCUGGGAUCCUGAGAACACCCAUUGAGGUAGAAAAUUCCCCCAAAGACAGUACACCUUUUCCAAAAGAGAAGGACUUGGUAGCCAAAAGCCAACAUGACAACUGGGAUCCUCGUUCCCCAACUCCAGGAAUUUCACGCACCCCUCUAAAAGCUGUGUUAGCUGAUACCAUAAACUACCCAGAGAAGCUGUUCUGUGAAAACUUUAUGGGAAGAAAUACAGAGGAAGAGCUACCUCAAGAGGAAUCUCAGCAUCAAGAUCAGAAAUCUGAACUCACCUUUGGGAUAGAGGAGAGGGCUGCAAGGAGCACAAUUUCUCCUGGGGAAAUUUUCCCAGAGGGUUCCCAGCAAGCAGAAGAGGGGAAAAAUGAGCAGUUGCUUUCCAUGGUUUCUGUGGCAGCUGCAACAAAACCAACUCACCCUGCCUGCAUCAUUCAGCCUACAGGGAGCAAGCCAGUACGACGCAGAGUCAGUAACAAAAUGCUGGCAAUACCAGCUGGUACUGGACGUUCCCCGCUUAGUGUCCUUCACGAUGACAAUUCUCCAAUUUCCCUGGCUUCUCAUCAGAGUAAAAGGGCUUCAUCAGUGACAGACAAUCAAGGAGAGCCAAAGGAUGGAACCUUAAGCUCUGGAUUAAACUUUACAGCAGGUAGCUGUAGCUGGGAUCCCAUGAAUAAGGAGAAUCGACAGUGUCGUUGGGUGGAAAAUUAGCUUCAGGCGCUCCAUGGAUUACUGGCCUUUAGUAUGGAGGUUUGACUGGCUCAAGCAUGAAGACCAUGAAGUGGCAUGACUAUAUGCUUCUUGCCCAUUUCCCUCCUGCUACUUUUCUCUGUCUUUGGUUUUCAUAUUUGGGUUCUAUCAUGUAUAGAUUCUUCUGUGUAACUACUUUUUUUAAAAAAAGUCUUUGUCUGAAAUGUCUGUAUCUGGAAAAUAAACCUCUCUUUAG